Heterotrigona itama is the source of this 2138-nucleotide messenger RNA. The record is from the annotation of a GenBank genome assembly. NCBI's taxonomy places the organism in Eukaryota, Metazoa, Arthropoda, Insecta, Hymenoptera, Apidae.
GAUCAAGGGAAACAGAACCAAAAGCCAAGAUGCCGCGGUGUUACAUGGUGAAGAAGGCCCUGUGCAACAAGUAUAUAACCAACGUUGCCAGAGGAUUCGAGAGCUGGGGUCGCGGAAGGAGCACGCCAUCACCGACCACCAUGCAGAUUCCAGUUUCUCCCAUAGAAGGGAGCGUCGCACCCCCUGUUGCUCAAGAGUUGCUCAUUCAGAACGCGGCAAUAGACUUCGUAGGGCAGCUUCGCUGUAUAGCUAUACGAUAUAUCCUCUCUGCCGUAGAAUGCCUGAGCACGCAGUCCCAAGACGCGACUGCGGCGACAGGAGCGAAGACGCUCGAACAGGACGUCCCCAAGGAGAAGGUAAACGAGCCUAGCAAUGUGGGCAUGACGACGACGACGACGACGACAAGCGCCGCUAGCACACCGCCAGCGGCCGAAUCGUCGCCUAUAGCACGAACUGAGACGUCGGUGAUCACCUGCACGCCGGCCACAAGCUCGCCAUCCACCGUGGUAACUCCGCAAACGACAGAAUCGAUCGCCUUGGGCGUCGAGAACACAACGACCACCACGUCCACGUUGCCUUUCGCCGCUCCCAGAUCACCGUCCAAAACGACAGUUCACACAGACAGUGCGCAUCAGCAACGCGCGAACCUGCUCCAUCACACGCCACCGGGGGAACCUUCUCCGCCGUCGAGCACCGCCACACCGUACCACAACGCCGUGGAAGAAACCACGGCGGACAAUUCCACGUCGGACAAUUCCACGUCCGUUUCAAAGAUAGGGUCCAAUAAUGGCAUCGUGAUUACCAAUUACGUGUCCCCGAUGUUCAAAGACCGUUCAGCAGCCGAGACCGAGGCUGCACACGAUUUACUAGAACUCUCGAGAUCGCUGCCCCCGUUACCGCCGCCCAGCAUCGCCAUUGGGCCGCAGAGCGUGAUAGAGUCGCCCGCGACUGACGUCCAAGAGAUGACGGUCUACCAACCGGACCAACCCAUCUAUCAAGUGAACACCAUCGAUCUGGCCAACUCCACGAUCUACGCGCAUCAUCAACAGCACCAAGCAUCGCCGACAACGAGCAUCAUCUACGAGCCGAACGCGGCGAUAGUCCAGCAAACCGGCAGCGUGUUCAUCCCUCUGUCGCCUGUUCAAGAGAUUCUGCUCACUUACAGCACACCGUCCAUCCCGUGCACGCCGAUCGUCGCAGCCCAGCAACCACCUCAACUGUUGCCGCAGCAACAUCAGAGCAUAGAGGCGGUGCCGCCGUUAACGCCACCUACGUCCGAGUGCAACAGCGACAUCGAGAACAACAAUCCGAACUCGCAACCCAGUCAGAAGGACAAAGAGGUGCAAACGGUGACCGAGCAGGCCGAGGUGAAACCGGCCAGCUACACGUACGACACUUUGCUAGUGGCCGAUGGCAGGUCGAAGAACAAGAAGAUAGCACCGACCCAGAAGGCGCAGGAGACUGAACCGGUUGAGGCCCCUGAGACGUCGAAGGUCGGACGCUACGUUUGCUGCGAGUGCGGCAAACAGUACGCGACCUCGUCGAACCUGUCGCGGCACAAGCAAACACACCGCAGCAUCGACUCGCAGUCCGCGAAGAAGUGCAUCCACUGUGGCAAGGCGUACGUGAGCAUGCCAGCCCUGGCGAUGCACGUGCUGACUCAUAAGCUGACACAUAGCUGCGGCGUCUGUGGCAAGAUGUUCUCCAGGCCGUGGCUGCUGCAAGGCCAUCUGAGAACCGUACGGGUGCGCGCACUGCGGCAAAGCGUUCGCCGACCGGUCGAAUCUGCGUGCCCACAUGCAGACCCACUCCACGGACAAGAACUACGAGUGCCACAAGUGUCACAAAUCGUUCGCACUGAAAUCAUACCUGAACAAGCACUUGGAGUCUGCCUGCCAGAGGGAGAACGACGAGCCCAACAACGACCCAGAUGCGCCCCAAUAAGCUCGCCGGAGUUAGGGUCACUGUUGGCGCUAGUGUCGCUGCACUCCAGCCACUCCGACAACUUGACUACUUCGUCGUUUUCUUUCCUGUACCUGCCAAACGUCCUGACAACUUCACCUUUCGCAAUCAAACAAGGAAGUAGAAGAAGUGAUUCCGCGAAACAACGAGGAAUUCCAUCAUCGUCGACAGACCAA